Molecule: messenger RNA, 4217 nt
Organism: Durusdinium trenchii
Lineage: Eukaryota; Dinophyceae; Suessiales; Symbiodiniaceae
Source: the annotation of a GenBank genome assembly
CCUGAAGUGACCAGAGGGCUGCCUCAGCUGUGCUUAGCUAUGAUUUGCAAUGGAGUUUGAGGUACCCAAACCAUGGGUAUCAUUCUGGCCAAGAGAGAGGAGGAGCGGAUCGCCUUCAAUCAGACGAGGGCGCGAGCUGCCGCCUAUCUCGAAAAAUGCCGUCCCGACUAUGUUGAGGAUGACGUUCUGCUAGGGCUUGCUCCAGAUGAUGAGGACGCAGAAGAAAAGUCAGACGAAGACGAAGAUGCAGAAGCAGAAAAGAAGGACGAAGAGGAAGAAGAGGAUGAAGACGAUGAGGAUGAUGAGAAAGAAGAGGACGAGAAGAAGCUCAUGGCAGAAGCAAGCUCGAGGGCCAAAGAGCGUGUGCAAGCUGAGCUGAAGAAGUUUCGCCAGGCCGCCGUGAAAGGAAAUCGAUGGCAGCUUGUGAAGAUGACCCGCUCUCCGCACUUGGCCAUAGAUUCUCCAGAUCAACAUGGCCGUACUGCUCUUCAUCUAGCUGCAGAGCAUGGACAGCACAGAGCUGUAGAGAUUCUUCUCGGUGCUCGAUCUCGACAUGAUAUCAAGACGAAGAUGGGGUGGACACCGUUGCACGUUGCUGCAUUCCAUGGACAGGUGGCCUGCAUCAACUUGAUGCUCCAAUCCACGGCAGAUGUGAAUGCCAAGGAGAAGCACGGUUGCACUCCACUGAUGUUUGCAGCAUCAUCUCCAAAGUUGUACCUUGUUGACUUGGUUUCAAAGAAAGAUCGGGCGAGAAGGUUGAAGGCACGUCAAGAUGCUCUAAAGGCACUGCGAGAACAGGAAGACGACCGACUAGAUGCUGACCUUGCAGCUGGUCUUGGCAAAGAGAUGGGCGCUGGAAGUGUUUCAACUACAGCACCCAAUGUAGUUUGGAAGUUUUAUCCGAAUCGCAUUGAAAUCUUGGUUCUGAAUGCCUUGAUCUCUUCACCGAAGAUCAAGGUGGAUGCUUUUGACAAUCGUCGCCAGACUGCCCUGCUGUAUGCUGCACGCUUUGGGCGCACAUUUGCUGUGAGCCGCCUGCUGGAUGCUCGAGCCAACAUUGGAUUCGCUGAUCGGGAAGGGCAAGUUCCGUUGUUCGCAGCAGCAUGCAAUGAACAUUUGGACACGGUUGACCUACUUCUUCGAGCUGGGGCCAACAUCAACGCAACUGAUCAGUACUUCCGAACACCCCUUCAUGGAUCGCUGGAAUGCGGUGAUGAGAGUAUGUCGAAUCUUCUUCUCAAAGCAGGUGCCAGUGUGAAUGCGUACGACUGCGAAGGUCGUACACCCAUCAUGCUUGCCAUGGACAGGGGCAACCGUCGUUUGUUCCAAAAGAUUGUGGAGAAGAAAUCAAAUCUUGAUGUGCUGGACAAAAGAGGUUGGAAUGUUGUCAUCUAUGCCAUCGAGACACAGAUGUUGUCAGACGUUUAUCCAUUGUUGAUGAAGCUGAACAAGAAUGCAGCGAUCAUUUUGCGAGCUCGAGACCCUCAGGGCCUCAAUGCCUUGCAUCAUGCAACGCAGCUGGCGAGUGCGGAACUCUCGACGAAAUGCGUGCAGCAACUCACGAACUUGGAUUUUGAGGCUGCAACGAUCGGUGACUGCAAUGGCGACACUGCAAUUCACUCUGCAGCCGAGCGAGGGCGCUUGGAGGUACUUCGCAUCUUCAUUGAGAGGCUUUCAUCCUUGGACUUUUUGAACAAUCGUGGAGAAACACCCUUGCACUAUGCAGCGCGUGGAGGUCACAUGGCCUGUGUGGUUGCACUGCUCCACGACGCUGGGGGACGGCAAGCAUCUUGCGACGCGGGCGCCGUUGAUUCGCAUGGCUGGAACCUAUUGAUGCAUGCAUGUGUCUCGGGGCACUUGGAUUUAGUGAACCUCCUACUUCAGAACCGAGAGGGCCAACAUCCAGAUUUGGCCUUUGCACCCCUUGAUGUGAAUCAUGGGGACACCGGAGGGGUCAAUGCGCUGUGUGUGGCUGCCAGAGAGGGGCAUUGGCAGCUGCUGCCAUCCCUGGUACUGUCUGGGUCAAAUACGAGUGCCAAGGAUCGUGAUGGUUUCACCGCAGUGCACUGGGCAGCCAUGGAGGAUGAAGCCCUUACCAUGAAGUGCCUGCUCGACCUGGGCCUCGAUGCCAAUGCCAAGGACUUCAAGGGCUGGACUCCUUUGAUGCAUGCCUGUGCGCGCGGAGCUGACGAAGUGGUCCGCGUGCUUGUGGACUUUUCUGCAGAGAUCGAUGCACGGAAUUGGGAUGGUGACACGGCACUACAAAUCACCCAGCGGCGCCGUGACCCAGCUGAUGUUGUAGCAGUCACGAAGGACAUUCUUUUGGACGGAAUCAUGACCUCAGAUGAACCAGCCAAGGGUGGUGCCGUGAAGGCCCAUGGUCACAUGAUGGUCUCUGUCCUUGAGGCCACGGAUUUGUACCUCGAAGGGAAGACAGGAUUUGUGAAUGCCUAUGUGAACCUUCAACUGCGUACACAAUCUGGAGCUAGACCUCAGGCAGCAUUCACCUCCUGUGUGCUUCAGAACUCAUCACCUGAGUGGCAUGAAGUCUUUCGCUUUGAUACCAGCCACUUGGACCCCAGCGCUGUUUUGGUCGCUUGGGUGGUGGCAGCUCCGGGUGAGAACACCAAAGAGGUCAUGGAUGGAGCCGCUCUAGGCUUGGAUGAGGAAGAGCUGCAAAACCUCUCUCACAUGGAAGCGGUUACAGGGAAGACCUUGCACCAAAACAAGCCACAGUUCACCUCGGCCUUACAGGAGUCGUUUCAGCGGCUGAUGAAGCGAUCGGAUCGUGAAGAAGAUGCAGAGGUGCUGAGGCUCCGGAAGUUGGCCAUGGCUCAACUCACAGACACCAUGCCAACAGAAGACUUGAAGUUCUCCCAGGCCCAAGUGAAGGGUGAGGAUGGAUUGGCCUUGACUGAAAGGAGAUGGAACGAGGUGUCCAACCUCCGGGAGGUUCUGGCAAGAAGUGGAUGUGAUGUGCCAGAGCCACUGGUGCCACGGACACAUCUACCGCUUGGUUGUGUAGUUGUGCGCUACCGACAUUUGCGACAAGCUGUUUGGGGUAGCGAGCCUGUAACGGUAGUUCGGACGCUGCGGCUUAGUUGUCGUGGAAGUCUACGGGUGCAGAUCGAUUUCCGACCAAGAUUCUUCGAGUGCAAGGAGGAGGAACGAGCAAAGAUGCUUUCACCUGAAGAGGAAGAUGAGUUGUAUCGGGUGACUGCUGGAACGGAAGAGGAUGAACAAAGAGAGGCUUUGAUGUUCCAAGAACAGAUCGAAAAGAAGAAGGCUGAUGCAGAGCGGCUCAGCAUCGACAUCAUGGGGAAAAUGAAGGCCAGGCAACAAAUCCUCAGUGCAGAUGAGGCCAUUGAACGUGCCAAGAGGAUUCGACACAUGCGAGAUCCCGAGGUCCUCUUGAGAAGAUUUCAGCAAGUUUCAAAUUGGUCCAAUCAUGUGCUAAAGGUUCAAGAUGAUUUUAGAAAUGCAGAAGUCGAGCGUGCUCGUCAGGCAGCACGACAAGCAGAGUUGCUUGCCAGUGAAGCCAAGAAAGGGGACAUUGAGGAGAAACACAAAGCAGCUCCUGGCCUCUCCUCGAAGCUGAAGACUUAUGUUCGAACCAGAUACAAGGCCUGGAGUGAAGAGAGAGCAUUCAAAGAAGCUGCGCUGGACAAACCAAUUGGCUCAGUUGACCCACAAGAGCUCAUGAAAUCGAAGGCAGUCCCAGGUGUACCCAUGCCGAAGAAAGUUCCACCACCCACCAUUCCAAGACUCAAGGCAGAGCGUUGGGUGGAGGAGUUUCUGGAAGGAUCACGAAUGAUUUAAACAGGCAAGGGUCGUUGUUCCCAUGUUCUCCUUAAUUCGUCAACUGAUGAGCUAGCGGUUUCAAUGCAUGUGCAACUACGUUUAACAUUUGCAUUGCACGACUGCGUUGUGCAAUCCUGUAUAUUUGUGCAAUCCUGCGCUGUCCUUUUCCGUUCUGAUUGAUCAGAAGAACAGAGGUUCACAAAUGUACAGCCGGCCUGGAGCAGCUCCAGUCACUUUUUGAAGUUCCCCCGCAUGCACUGCCUACAUGCCGAAGUGUAUGGCAGCAACUUUUGUUGCAUGUCUCCGGAGAAUCGUUCAGGUCAAGCCUGGAAAAAGGGAGAUUGCAGUUUGUGCUUGUGUAAGUCUUUUGUUCGACGUCGAUGGGCUGAGAAUUUCACUCAAAACUGUGACACACA